AUGGCCUCUGCAUCAAGAGAUAUUGGGCCUGCUCUGUGUGCAUCACGGACAGCCCUAAGUGGGCCCAACACGGCCAAUUCAAUUCAUCGUCACAUUUCCGUAACUGGAUUAUACCCUUCAACACUCCCUCUUCACUUUUCGUCUUCUUCUCGGAAAUUGAAUUAUUUCAUUCUUUGCGGUAUUUCGCACCCAAAUUCCACUAUUUCCUCCCUCCUGCAAAUCCCCGCACAAAAAAUUGAGGCCAUUUAUAAUUUAUUAUCCCAGACCGCCCAGAGUGAUUUAAACCAUGGUUGCAAAGAAAGUUAUAGCUAUUUGUCAGUCGGGCGGAAAACACCUAUCUCCAUCACUAAUGACAAAGACCUCAAGCGCAUGAUUAAAUUCUAUGGUAACUCUGACACCGCGGAGAUAUACAUUAUGAAUGAAGAAAUUGUUGCUCCUGAUGUCUCCAACAUGCCUGGUAGUAGGUCGAGUAGGACAACUUUGUCAGAAGCCCCUCCUGCUGAUGCUUCCCCAGAUAUGAUUGUAGAUGAUAUAAACGAGCCUGGACUGCCACUUGAUCCGACUUUUGAUGUGGUUGUCGAUACUAGCCAUGUUGAGGCUCAUUUUGACGUACCAACUGAAAGACCUGUUCGUACUAGAAUGCCUGUACCAAUUUCUUUUGUUGGUUAUGAUGAAAAAGAUGCUAAAGCUGCUGAGCAGUGGCUGAACAUUAUUACUGAUAGAGAGAAGGGGCUAAAAGAAUCAAUUGCUGAAAUUUUUCAGAAUGAUGAUGUUUACCAUAGCUUCUGUCUGACCCAUCUCUCUGAGCAAUUUAUGAGAGAUUUGAAGGGUCAGUUUUCUCAUGAAGUGAAGCGUCUUAUGGUUGAAGAUUUUUAUGGUGCUGCUCAUGCCCUUACGCCUGAAGGCUUCCAAAGGUGUGUGGAAAGCAUCAAAAAUAUUUCGAUAGAAGCAUACAAUUGGAUCGUGCAAAGUGAGCCUGUUAAUUGGGCAAAUGCAUUCUUCCGAGGUGCGAGAUAUAACCACAUGACAUCAAACUUUGGAGAACUUAUCCAGAGUUGGUUAUCAGAUGCACAUGAAUUGCCAAUAAUCCAGAUGGUUGAUGCCAUCCGAGGUAAGAUUAUGGAAUUGAUUUAUACCCGGCAGACAGAAUCUAACCACUGGCAGACAAGAUUAACUCCAUCAAUGGAGGAAAAACUCGAAAAAGAAAACAUUAAAGUCAGAACCCUUCAGUUGCAAGGAUUGGCAGCUUACUGGAUUGCCCUGCUGCCAUGCAAUUGCUGUCAUUAG
Fraxinus pennsylvanica is the source of this 1287-nucleotide messenger RNA. Lineage: Eukaryota; Viridiplantae; Streptophyta; Magnoliopsida; Lamiales; Oleaceae. The record is from the annotation of a GenBank genome assembly.